AUGUACUCAGAAGAAAGCAAAGAGAUCAAGGAUAAAAUUGAGAGGAAAUAUAGAAAGGCAAAGGCAAGAUAUACAAAAGCACACCUACAUCAGAAGUCUGGGAAAUUACCAAAGAUUGACAAUGCAAUGAAGAUCAAAGCUAUCUAUGAGGUUGGCCCAAUGCUUGAUUGUAUCCUUAGAUAUCUUACAUAUGCCACUGGUGGGUGGAAGUUUUUGAUUCUGAUGGGGAGUAACAAUCCCAGCAUGGGGGAAGUGUCUGUGUUCAAGCAACUCAAAAGUGGGGCACAGUUUGAUCAGCGGUAUGGCAACUUUGAUGCAAUACAGGUUGCAUUCCUAGCUUUUGUAAAAGAUGCUCUGUACUCAGGUAGUGAGGAAGACAAGGAGGAUUCAUUGCCUGACUCAUCAAAUGAUGACUCAGACACAGGGCAGUCAGAGAGUGGUUCUGAGUCAUUCAUUGAAGAUGCAUCAGAUGCAGCACUAACAUCAACUAAUGCAUUAUUUGAUGCAUCACCUGAUCUUCAACUCACUGUGGCCAAUUAUUCCCACUCUGAUGUCAUGUUCAAUUACUGUACAUUCAGCAAUCCAAUUUUGGACUUAAGCAUACUCAACCCUCUAGGAAACUUGCCUGGCUUUAUCACUCCUUCAUUGAUCACAAUCAACCACUUCCUAUUUCCUUAUGUAGAUUUUGAGGGUACUGGGCCAACAAACAAAGAAGCACCAGCUGCCCAACCUGAAAAGAAAACUUAUCAUGCAAAGUGCACUCAACAUGACAUAGUGCUUGAUCCCUCAGUAUUAUCAGACCACUUUCAGUCAGUCCCAGACUCAUCUCACUGGGUGCAUAAACCUUUCAAUUUAAGAGAAUAUGACAAUGACAUUGGUGCAUCCCAGAAGAGGGCUUAA
Molecule: messenger RNA, 900 nt
Organism: Suillus bovinus
Lineage: Eukaryota; Fungi; Basidiomycota; Agaricomycetes; Boletales; Suillaceae
Exons: 7
Coding region: 1-900 (299 amino acids)
Source: RefSeq, a predicted model, not a curated record